CCCUUUAAAACAGUAUCUUAUUUACUGUAUACAUAAAAAAAUAUAUAUAUUUUUAACUUUGUCUUCUUCGUAAGUUUGUAAACAAAAUAGGUCUUCAAGAACAAACAUUUUUUUUAAAUUUUCGCCCCAUAAAUUGAAGUACCUGACUAUUCCGAAAAAUAGUCACCUGAUGCUUGUUAGGUAAAGUUAAACAAUACCAGGAAAAUGAGAAUACCAUGGCCGAAACCAUCAAUCUGUUCCUUCUGGUGAGAUUUUAGGGAGAAAUAUGGAUUUCUGAACCGGUGAUGAAGCUUCGUCCUCCUACGAAGUAAGCAGCUUUUCCCUCAUUUUGUGCUAUCUUGAUCAUUGGCCACAACUUGUUCCUUCUUUCUAUGUCCCCCGGGCUGAGAUGCUCGGCGAAACGCAUAACCAUGGCUCGGAAGGAAGGCGUUCUUCCUAGCAGCUUUUCAGACUGCAUCCCUGUAGAAUCUGACAGUGAAGAGGAUGACCCCUUGGUCUUGAAUCGUUUUGCUGUCGCUUCUUGCCGAGGCGAUGCACAACGUCGAUGGUAUCACCAACUUUUGUUCUUCUCUGCAGGUAUAACUUCUUGGCAGAUGGGGAUAGCCUCUCCUCGUACACCAUCCACCUCUGGCACGCCGUAGAGUCUCAGGUUCCAUCUUGUGUAUUGUUCCAGAUCAGUGAGACAUCUAUAGUAGACAUUGUUAUUAUUUUCCACGUUUUUUAAAAACUUUUGCCACUCUCAUUUUCACAUCCUUUCACCACAUGCAAACAGGAAAGUUGUUAUAUCUUGAAUAACUAAAAAUAGUAAUGACUGUAAACUUGUUUUUUCCCACAAUCUUUCCGAAGUUUAGUGCGGAGCUCGGUAAAAAAAGCGUCUGUUCAAGCCGCCAUGUUGACCUCCUUCAUAACGCUACAAACUCCGCCGUCACCCUCUUUCUUGCCCUGCCAUGCCUACUGAUGGCGGUAGCGGUUUUUUCCACCAGCUACUUGAUUUACGGGGAGAACCCAACAUGUCAGCCUCCAUGUCCAGAUUAUGUUCAGAAUUGUAAUGAAAAGAAUUCUAGACAAUUGGAAGUCCUACAGACACAGAUUCGUUCCGUGGAUUGCAUUGAAUCUUCGUAAAAAUGAGAGAACUAUUCGCCAGGUCACAGAGCGCUCAAAAGACAGGCUGGUCUCGGAUGAGGUGGUGUCAGAAACACUACUACGCCUUUUUAGGGCACUGCUCAGAAAUGACGUUGCACACCAGGGAGAGGUGUUACGUCUGCUUCCCGCCUCGACUCAAACCCGCUACCUCAGCCCAGAGACCACUGAGGGACCAGACAAAGGAGAACCAAAAGGAGAGCAUAGGCCCAUCGAGACGAUGUUACUCACGGUUGGGUUCUGUAUUGAGCGAAAGCCUAGUUCCUUGCCGUUCGCUGGAACAGGAGUCUUUGUUACCAGGGGCUUUGUGCAUAAAGGAACUACAGUGGCCAUGUACCCAGGUACCAUCUAUCAGGCAUAUGAGCCCAUUCUCUUCCAGUCCAUUCGGAACCCUUUUGUAUUCAGAUGCAUAGAUCAUGUUUUGAUUGACGGCAAUGACAAAGGCAUCUCUAAAAUAGUGUACAGGUCGUGCAGUGGAAGAGACAGGCUUGGUCCUUUCAGUUUGAGUGACAUCACUUGGUUGACAGCCAAUACAAAAAACCCGCUAGCAGUGGGUCAAUAUGUGAACAACUGCUCAAAUGAGAGGGCUGCAAAUGUGUGCUAUCAGGAGUAUGAUGUGCCUGAAGCGUUUCCUCUAGAACUUCGCCAGUACCUUCCCAAUGUGGACUACAGACAUGACACGCAAAGGCCUUUACGAUGUGUAGUCCUUGUAGCAUUAAGAGACAUCUGUCCAGGGGAGGAACUCUUUUCUAACUACUUCACUAUCGUGCAUUAGGUCACAUUUUAAAACCGGUACUACUCGAACUUGUUCAAGAAGAAACACUUGGCUACAGUGUGCCUUAGUGCACACAACCCAGGUCUAAGAUUUUUGAACACGUAAGAUUAUGAAAAGUACUUAUUCAACUAGUCAAGUGAAAGCCCCUCUGAAGAACUGUGGCCAGAUGAUUCUGUGUAGCCUAUGAGGGAAGGACAAUGAAAGAGACUGAAGCAAGAAUGGAGAACAUGAAACUGAGAAGACCAUAUUCAUAAGAACAUUUUCCUUUAUUUCUGCAUCUGUACACAUGAUUUGUCUGGAACAAAAUAUAAAAUAUUCAACGAAAGAGUAUGUACAGUUUUAUGAACAAUAAACUUUACUUUUGAAUGAUGA
Oncorhynchus tshawytscha (Chinook salmon) is the source of this 2287-nucleotide messenger RNA. RefSeq names its product SET domain containing 9 (gene setd9). The record is from RefSeq and is a predicted model, not a curated record. The transcript is spliced from 8 exons. Lineage: Eukaryota; Metazoa; Chordata; Actinopteri; Salmoniformes; Salmonidae. Bases 1034 to 1915 code for a protein of 293 amino acids. Gene Ontology annotation, molecular function: protein binding.